UCCUCCUGUUUAAAAAAAAAAAAAGAAAUAGAAAAGGAGAAAACAAGAGUGAAUACAAAAGAACAACUUUUUCAUCCAUUCAUUUCCUUUCGACCGCGGAAACAGUAGGUAGUGGUGAAACGGACAUCAAGAGAGGUGAAACGAGAUAAUUGAAAUAGACACACACAAACGUCGUUCCUUUUCUUUUCUGGUGUGUAUGUGUGUGUGUGUUUUAAACUACAGCUGCCAUUGUCAACGAGAGUCUUGGCGAGCGUGCAUGUGUUGAAACAACAGCGCAGUUGUGUCAGAAUGACGUGCAACUGACACGCUGACAAGGGGGAAACGAGAGAAGAGUGGCUGUCGCCAAGACGUUCAGACGUGGGUGUGUCAGUCGUGACACUGCGGGAAGGAGAAACACAACGCUAAAAAGCUUUUAAAAAACAAAACACACCGAUAUAGCGUGCCGGACUCUUCAUUACCAACCAAUCGACCCUAUCCAUCCCGUUCCAGCUGCAGCUUCGUCAAACCAACCCCCUCAACUCUCAAGAAGACAAUUCACCGACUAUAGCGCCCGGAGUUCACCCAACGGAAGCUAACGUUAUUAAUUAAGUGCGAAUCAUUUCAAUUUAUUCAGCUUUCAACACGAACUUCCAUCAUCAAGACCCCCAUCUUUCUCAAGGAGCGAAAAAGAGGUAGAUCAGCCGCUAGAGGCGCGUGUGCCGGAGUUUGUGCAGACCUGGGAGCAAAUCAUCGAUCACAUCCGCCGCCGGCUUCGCGGGGUUGGGGGAAAAAGCUCUUUGGAUCACUACCACCACCAGGGCUCUUUUUUUUUUUUUCCCUCCAUGUUCCCUCCCACCUCCGCUCCCUCCCAUUCCUCCAUCUCUACCCACCAACUCCAUUCGGCACAGAAACACACACGCUACCCUAUGUGAGUAUGCGUGUGUAGAGCGUACAGAGUCUCAGGACAUAGACACACACACACACACAUCGGUUGUGAUUGGUCGACAGUGUCGAGGUCACGUGGCUUGUCCUUCCCCCAACGGGAGGUGGAGCCCCCCGCCAGUUAUUUGCUCCAGUCCGCAUCGACUCUCAACUGGCACUAGCACAAGACAUCAUCCAGCAACGCGGCCGGCCGCAAGGAAGGAAGAGCGACCCCCCCCCCCCCUUUUUUUCAAAAAAGUGAAGAGUGAAAAAAACGGGAAGACAAGAGAGAGUUAGUAGUGGUGUGAUCGCCGUCGUCGAGUAUUUAAUAUUAGUUCCAGCAUUGAAAGAGUGACAACUCAAUUUUUGUUUUAAGCGCGUCUUCGUCGACUCCGUCAUUAUCGUUCAAACGUCUCUCGAGUGCCAAUUAAGUGGAAGGUAGAAUUGAUGAUCGCCAUGAGUUCUUUCUUGAUGAACUCCGGGUCGUCGCAAUACGUCGUCGACCCAAAGUUCCCGCCGAGUGAAGAGUACAGUCAGAGCAGUUACAUUCCGGCGGCCGUGUCCAGUGACUAUUAUGUGCCUCAUCACCAGGUCCAGCACUACCACGGCUACCACGGACAUCACGCCCAUCAUCACCACAACGGCAGCCAUCCGUCAUCCGUUACAUCCGCCGCAGCCACCAUGGGCUAUUACGGCCAACAUCCGAGUCACGGAGGAGCCGUCAUCAGCGCUGGCGGAGGAGGAUACCACGGCGGAGGAGCCUACGGAGCUAACGGGCCGUGCGGAAUUGCAGGACCUGGCCAGCAAGUCCAAGUGCCCAUGACUGGGCACGUCGCUCCUACUUUAGGCCAUCACCAUCCGCAGCCGAUUCAACACCAACAAAGUCCGGGAAUGAUUCAACGAUCGCCGGCUCCUUCACCGACGCCUUCGCUGACAUCGAUGGUGACCUGUCCGUCCCAGCAGAUCCAGGCGCAACAGCAGCAAACGCUCGGCCAUCAACAGCUACAACUUCAGCACCAACACGUCCAACAACCUCUUCACCAGCAACAACUCAAUUCCAGUCAUUUACAACAACAACAACAACAGCAAAGUCACGGUGGUGGUGUCGUUUCCCAGGCGUUGAUGCAGCAUGACCAGCUGUCCCAUCUCGGCUCUAUGGUGGCUGCCCAGCAGUCAAAUGGUCAGCAACAGCUGCAGACGCUUACACAAACGCAGAUUCAACAGCAGAAUAACGCCCUGCAAUUGUGUCAGCCGCCGACGCCAAACAGCCCGGAAUCGGAUUGCGAUGACGGUUCCGACAUGUCAGAUGAUUCUCAUAAUCCAGUCAUCUACCCGUGGAUGAAAAAGAUUCACGUCGCCGGAACACCAUCGUUGUCUGAUGGUUUCCUAGCCAAUGGAGGAUUCACGCCGGGAAUGGAACCAAAGAGACAACGCACAGCCUACACUCGCCAUCAAAUUCUUGAACUUGAGAAAGAAUUUCAUUUCAAUCGCUACCUGACGCGGCGCCGUCGCAUCGAAAUCGCCCACAGCCUCUGCCUGUCCGAGCGUCAAAUAAAAAUCUGGUUUCAAAAUCGACGCAUGAAAUGGAAAAAGGACAACAAAUUGCCGAACACGAAAAACGUUCGCCGGAAGACCAACCCGGCCGGAGUCACCACAACGGCCACCGGCGUGCCCAUCAUCACGACAACGGCGUCCCACACGACGACCAACAACACGCCAACACCCACGGGUAAUUCGCAAUCAUCCAAUCCGCCGAGAUCGAACGAAACGCCCACAUUUCAGGACUGUGGUAUUCUCAAUAUCAAACCCGACUACGGCCUCACCAAUCUCUGAAAUGAAAGAUGCAAGUAAACAAAAGAAUCCGAGUCCCAAGUCAAAUCGAGUUCGCGUACCGAUAGUUUUCAUUGCGGCAGAUCUACUAUACGAUCACCUCAACUAUCAACGAGGUCGACAAAACAAAACAAAAAAAUGGCAUCGCUUUGAUGUCUGAAUGACGAUCACCUCUCCGAGUGUUGAUAAAUACGCGAUCUUCGUCACCUUUAUUUCGCCUGUGGAAAUGAAUCCUUUGAGUUGAUCUUCCGUUAUUCUGUUACACCUUCACGUCCUCCCGGCAAAAGGUUUUAUCCUCAGGGUUAUCGCUUGUACAUAUAGAAUUUCGUAUGAUCUGUUUAUCGCCACAAGUCCGCGUAGUCUCUUUUUCUUUUUAUGUUCUCGUCUUUCUCUCGAAUUUUGUCUAUAAAAAAAGUCUCCCAAUUCGCCGUAAUCUUGUCCGACAGCAGGGUAGUAAGAUUCAGUUUUUGUUUUUCUUCUUUCAAGACUUUCACUAUGUGUGUUUGAAUUUAGCGCAAAUUCGCAUUCUACUCAACGUCGUAUUUUGUAACUUAUAGCGUCGAUCGGUCGGCUACCCCUAAAUUAUCAAUUCAACGUCAUAGAUUCGGAAUGAACAAAUUGGAGAUUCGGACAACCGGGUAGUUCGACGUCCAACAGCAGUCAUCACGUCAAAGAUUCGCAAAAAAAAAAGCAGAGAAAGAUUUCAGUUUGUCCACGUUUCUCGUAUUGCCAUUCUGUACCGCAAAAAAAUCAGGAAAUACUUGAUUUGAACUGCUGAGUUUAAUUUGUUAGAUCGUUUGGGCGAGUCAGUCGGGGCUUUCUGUAUUUCUUGAUAUAACAAAAAAAAAAAAGGCCGACAAACAUUAAUUCGAAAAUCAAAAUUUUUUCUUCUCUUUUCCCUUUGUGUAGCAUUUAAAAAAAAAAAUAUUUCGCACGCACCGCAAAACGAUGUCAUAACUAUCGAGUGUUUAGCAAAUUUUUGAUUUGAACCUGGCCGAGCCGCGUCAGCCGUCCGUUUAAAUUGAAGCAAAAAGAAAUGUUCGAAUGUUUUUCUUCUUUAAACUGAAAAAUGUUUUGGAUGGGGCGCGGUCUUCGUAUGGCGGAUAGUCGGAGAGAAGGAGGAGAGAGGUCGGCCCUCAUUACGCGACUACAAACUCGGCGGUUUAUUUUUAUGGCCUAUUCAUUGGCCUCUGAACUCCAUUGUCGUUGUGUGGCAAGCCAAACAUUAAGUGUGUCUCUCUGUGUUUGACCCCUACACAAUUUUGUUCGAGUAUAUGUGUGUCCGCGCGCGCGUGUGUUUCUGUUCAGACAGAGUGCAAACACACACACAGAGCCCGCAAAAUGUACAUUGUAGGCCUGACGACAUUUUCUUUUUAAGUGCCAUUGCGGACAAACUCCCCUGGCCACUCACUGCCUCCUCCGCCGAGGCAAUAAACAAGCAAAUGGCUAUCCUCAUUUGAUUUCCCGAAGGAGUCUACUCACCUGCCACCCACAAGCAAAAUUUUAUGUAGCUUUUUUUUUUUUUUUUAUUAUUAUUAUUCCCUCGAUUUUUGCACACACAUUAACAAGGAGAGAGCACCGCCGGGUUAGCUCCGCCACACAGUUCCUAAAUACCUGCGCUCUUCUACAUGUAAAAAAAGAGAGAGAGAGAGAGAGAAAAGAAAAACAUUAAAAAGGAAAUAGCGAACCCUCAUUAGAGAGCGAAAGAGUCCUUCAAAUGUGUUUUCUUUUUCUUUCUUGCUCGCGAUAUCAAUUUAGGUUUCCUGUCGAUCGUUAUUUCUAAUUUAGUUGAACAAGAAUCAAAAGAGAAGAUGCAGCAAGUCGCCUACAAUUUUCUAGCGCGAUUUACGCAUCAAGUCAAACAAUGUGUGUGUGUGUGUGUGUUUUGCAGCGUUUUUCUGUUGUUUUUCUUUCUCAUCACGUUUGCAAAUUCCCGUCGUCAUUUUCAAUGCGGUGUCAAAAUGUUAUACGAGAGUUACGUCAUGAUAUUACAGCCUGAAUUGGACUACACGGCAAACAAAUAAAAAAUAAUAUUUCAUAAACAGAAUAAUCUCUGUGUUCUUUCUCACGAAUGGACGUGGGGAAAUUUGCAACCCUUUCAUCAUUUCACUUCGUCUGUCGUUGUAUGUUUUGUACAGUGAUCGUCAUAUUGUGCAGCUGUUUUCUCGACAAGAUUGCAAGACACUACACCACAAAAAUUAAGACAUCCAUCUUUCCUCCCUUGCUGUACAGAAGUCCAUGUGUCCAAAUUCUGAAGAGAAAAAGACAAACAGCCAAUACUGAGGUGUUUUUUUUUUUACCUUCAUAGAAUUUCUUUUUUUUUUUCCCCUUCCCAACACAUCCAAGUCUGUAGUUAUACACCCCGUUAGCGGUCAAUAUUUUGUUCGUAGGUACCCACUGUUUUCCUUAGUCUGUAAAAUAUCGAUUUGUCCCUACCUCUUUCCCAACUCCGUUCGUUUUGUGUGUGUGAAAAGUCCUAGUUCCGCAACCACUCGAGACCCCAUCGCGACCGAGUCUGAAACAGAAGAGAAAAUUGUUUAAUGAAUUUUAUAUUGAUCAUGCAAUAAAAGUAAAACUAAAAAUAAACAAAAAUCGAGUGUUCAAACAAA
Daphnia magna is the source of this 5339-nucleotide messenger RNA. RefSeq names its product homeobox protein Hox-A4 (gene Dfd). The transcript has 2 exons. The coding region runs from base 1348 to 2733 and encodes 461 amino acids. Gene Ontology annotation, cellular component: nucleus. The record is from RefSeq and is a predicted model, not a curated record. Gene Ontology annotation, biological process: anterior/posterior pattern specification; regulation of transcription by RNA polymerase II. Gene Ontology annotation, molecular function: DNA-binding transcription factor activity, RNA polymerase II-specific; RNA polymerase II cis-regulatory region sequence-specific DNA binding. NCBI's taxonomy places the organism in Eukaryota, Metazoa, Arthropoda, Branchiopoda, Diplostraca, Daphniidae.